UGGAGGUGAGAGAAAGAGCAUUUGGCGCGUUAAAAGGCACAGAAUCCUUACCCAAAAAUGAAAGAGAGUUUUUCAUCAUUUUGUUUUCUUCAUUUUGCCGUGAUUUCUUUCUGUGAAAAAGUUGUUACAAACAAAGUAAGUAAUGGAGGCCAUUCAAUUUCAGAGAUAUACACUGGUGUCACUCUCAAAUACUGUGAAAAAGUUGUUAGAAAAGAUUGUUUCUACUCAGCUCGUCGACACGUUCCGGAUCAAGAACGUUAACGCUUCACUUUCGAAAACGGUGAAGGAAACACUGGUGGAUCUUCAAGAUGUUCUUAAUUAUGCUAACAACAAACUCAUCCCAAGUCAAGCUAACAACGAAUCACUGGAUAUGCUGAGACGUGAUGUUCUUCAAGUUUCCUAUUUGCUUCACGAAACUGAUUUUUUUGGGUAUGCUACCGUACUUACUGCUAAGCACCUCAAAAUUCAUUCUCGUUUAACUUUCUUCAUUCAACUCAUUAAGUCUAGAACGGUCAAUUUAAUUCAAAUAUUACAAGGCUUUAGAAAACAAAUUGGUGGUUAUGAAUCUGCUAUAUAUGUAAGAGGCCAUGAUAUUGAGAAACUUAUACAUCUUUUGUUGUCUAGUAUUGAUGGUGAUAGUAAAAUAAGAGUCAUUUCCAUUGUUGGUAUGGGAGGGAUUGGUAAAACAGCUCUGGCUAAACACCUUUACAAUCUUCCUCAAGUUAAUGACAAAUUUGAGUUCAAACUGUGGGCAGAUUUCUCAAAUGAUAUUGACGCUUUCACUGUUUUUCAAAACAUUCUUAGAUUUAUUAUUUCAAAAACAACCACAAGUAAUGAUACAACCAUUUACCCAAUUUUUUUGCUGGUAUUGGAUGGUGUGUGGGAUGCAAGAUCUGUCAAUUGGACAUUACUUAUGGAUAUCUUUAAUGCGGGGGAAACGGGAAGUAGGAUCAUUGUAACAUCAAGAGAUGAAAGAGUUCCACUAUCCAUACAAACCUUUCUUUCUGUCCACCAUCUGAGACCCUUGAAAGCUGAAGAUUGCUGGUCUUUACUUGCUGAACAUGCAUUUGGAGCGCAUAACUACCACCAGCGAUCCAAUCUAGAAGAAAUUGGCAGGAAAAUUGCAAGAAAGUGUGAUGGUUUACCAUUAGCUGCUGUAGCACAUGGGGCUCUUCUUCGCAUCUGGUCUGACCCGUAUGCUUGGAAUUAUGUGCUAGAAAGUAAGACUCAACAUAUAGCUUAUGAGGUGCUAGCUUCUCUCAAAUUGAGCUACAGUUUUCUUUCUGAUCCUUUAAAACAGUGUUUUCAAUAUUGUUCAAUUUUUCCAAAGAAGUCCAUCUUAGAAAAAAAGAUGGUAGUUCAGUUGUGGAUUGCAGCAGGCUUACUUGAAUCAUUGUCCACAGAUCAGGAAAAAAUUGGAGAAGAAUACUUUGAUGAACUAGUGUCAAGGUCGUUGAUACAUCGGCGAUCUAUUAGUGACAACGAAGAAAACUUUGGAAUGCACAACUUCAUCCAUGAUUUAGCUACAGAGGUUUCAUCUCCAGAAGUUUCAUCUCCAUAUUGCAUCAAUAUGGACAAACAUAACCUAGAUUUUAGGAUGCAUAAUUUCUCAUACAACAGAGGAACAUAUGACUCAUAUGACAAAUUUGAUAAAUUAUACGGAUUAGAAGGUUUGCGUACCUUCCUAGCAUUCCCGUUACAAGAACAACUGCCUCUUUGUUUGCUAUCCAACAAGAUAGUACAUGACUUGCUGCCAAAAAUGAAACAAUUACGCAUGUUGUCUCUAUCAAGCUACAAGAGUAUCACCAAGCUUCCCAACUCUAUUGGAAAUUUGUUAGACUUGCGGUACUUAAAUCUUUCUCACACUAGUAUUGACAGGCUGCCUUCUGAAACAUGCAAGCUUUACCAUCUGCAGUUCUUGUUGUUGGCAGGCUGUAAAAUGCUCACUGAAUUGCCGAAGGACAUGGAAAAAUUGAUUAAUUUGCGCCACCUUGACAUUAGUAACACUGCAUUGAGGGAGAUACCUGUACAAAUAGCCAAACUAGAAAAUCUCAACACUUUGUCUGACUUUGUUGUCAGCAAACAUAAUGGUGGAUUAAAUAUCGCAGAUCUAGGAAAUCUUCCCCACCUACGUGGAAAACUUUCAAUAUCACAGCUACAAAAUGUUGAUGACCCCUUUGAAGUAGUUCGAGCCAAUAUAAAGAUGAAAGAAAAAAUAGACGAGUUAUCUUUGGAAUGGGAUUGUGGUAGUGCUUUUCAAGAUUCACAAAUUAAAAGUGUUGUACUUGAAAAGUUGCAACCCUCAACGAAUUUGAAAAGUCUCACCAUCAAAGGCUAUGGUGGAAUCAGCUUUCCAAAUUGGUUAGGUGAUUUUUUAUUUAGCAACAUGGUGUAUUUAAGGAUCUUGAAUUGCAAUGAUUGUUUAUGGCUUCCGCCCCUUGGACAAUUGGGUAAUUUGAAAGAACUCAUUAUUGAAGGGAUGCAAUCAGUGGAGAUAAUUGGUAUUGAGUUCUAUGGAAGUGGUGGUUCUUCAUUUCAACCAUUUCCCUCUUUGGAGAGUUUACACUUUGAGAAUAUGCAAGAGUGGAAGGAAUGGGACUUGAUUGGAGGUACGACUACAACGUUUCCUAAUCUAAAAACUUUAUCGCUAAGAAAGUGCCCGAAACUGAUAGCCAGAAACAUAACUGAAAAACUUCCUUUCUUAACUGAACUUGAGUUACGAGAAUGUCCUUUACUGGUGCAAUCAAUUCCAUUAUCUGAUCAUGUAUUUGGGCAACUGAUGUUCCCUCUGAAUUCUCUUCAACAGCUGACCAUAGACGGUUUUCCAUCUCUGAUGUCGUUCCCAAUAGACGGUCUACCAAAAACUUUGAAGCUUUUCAUAAUCAGUAAUUGUGAGAAUUUAGAAUUCCUUCCUCACAAUAACUUACACAAUUAUACAUCACUUGAGGAAUUAAAAAUAUCUUAUAGCUGUAAUUCAAUGAUAUCAUUUACAUUAGGCACUCUCCCUGUCCUCAAGAGUUUGUUUAUUGAAGGUUGUAUAAAUCUGAAAUCAAUAUUAAUUGCAGAAGACGAGUCGGCAAAGAGUCUCUCAUUUCUUAGAAGCAUCAAAAGAUGGAAUUGUAAUGAACUGGAGUCAUUUCCCUCAGGUGAAUUGGCAACUCCAAACCUUGUUUAUAUUGCAUUGUGGAAGUGUGAGAAACUUCAUUCACUGCCAGAAGCAAUGAACAGUCUAGCUGGCCUUCAAGAACUGGAAAUUGAUAAUCUACCAAAGCUUCAAUUUCUAGUCAUAGAUGAGUUACCUAGCAGUUUACAGAAACUGUCUGUUGGCCCUAUUGGUGGGAUUAUGUGGAAUACUGAGCCAACUUGGAAACAUCUCACUUGUCUCUUGGAGUUGCGAAUUAACGGUGAUGAUGUGGUGAACACGCUGAUGGGGCCACUGCUACCUACAUCGCUUGUGAAACUGUGCAUUUGUGGUCUUAAUGAUACAAGCAUUGAUGAGAAGUGGCUUCAACAUCUCACUUCUCUUCAGAAUCUUGAGAUUAUUAACGCUCCCAAACUCAAGUCACUGCCAAAGAAAGGAUUUCCUUCCUCGCUUUCAGUACUAAGUGUUGCUCGCUGUCCAUUACUAGAAGCAAGUUUGCGGACAAAGCGGGGGAAAGAGUGGCGUAAGAUUGCUCAUAUUCCCUCCAUAGUUAUUAAUGACGAAUUGAUCACAUGAGUCUUGUUCGGAAUUGUGUGUUAUGUCAAUCUUGCUGUUGUAAGAAGCCAAAUUCACCUCGAAACCUGCCACCAAGUCCAGUAGUUGCUUUUCUGUCCCGGAACAGAUGAAAAGAAGAAAACAGUACCAUUGACUCCAAAUAUGUUAGGUCUAGUAAGGGCUUCAAGUGUAAUUGAUGGCUUACCUAGAUAGCAGCAACAAUAUCUCUUUCUGUCAGGAGCGGAUGGGAGGGAGAAAUAGCAAUGUUUGCUAAAACAAAGAGGGUUACUAGGAGUCUAGGAUACAAGAUUUCACUGCAGCUACCACAUUCAGAACAUGCAGAAAUUAUCAAACUGUGGCCUAACUCGCUAUGAAGAUUGAAUUGUGUGUUACCGUUGCUGCCAUUUUUUCUUGGAAGUCAGUUAAGCUGAUACGGUUUGUAUUUGCUCAACUGGAGAGGUAGAUUCGUCCAACAGUUAUCUCAACAAAUCCAACUAUGUCAGAAUAACAGACAUAGUCCUCAUAUUUCUAAAGAAUGCAUAUGGUCCUCAUAUUUCUAAAGAAUGCAUCUGGUUGUGGUUUUCUAUUCUCGCAAAAGUGUGAAUUGGAGGUCUUUGGCACUAGAUGAGUCAUAUGAAGAAAACUAUUGUAUCUUGUUCAACUCAUGAGGCUGAAUAUCAUACUAUUGUUGUUGCAACUAGAAAACUGUAGUGAUUUUUUUCCUCCUCCAUGAUUUGGGUAAAAAUCAUGUUAGGCAGUCACUUUUGUACUGACAGUCAAAGUACUUUGCAUAUUAUUGUCAAUCUUGUCUUUCAUGAAAGAACAAAGCACAUGAACAUUGAUUCUAUAACUUAUUUAUGUUUGAAGGUAUUGAAGAAAAAUGUUUUAUUUUUUCCCUCGAAGAAAAUGUGAAAGAUGAUUACAAUAACAAUUAAAACUUUUAUAAAAAAAAUAUUAAAAUUAUGGAAUUAGAGGAUUAGCGAUCCAAAAUAUAAAAAGUGACACUUAAAACAUAGAUCUUCUUAAAAAGGACUAAAGUUGAGGUCAAUUUCAUUCAUUUAGAUAUUAUAAAUCAAAUUGAAGAUGAGUUUAAGAAAAUGAAAGAAGAAAGGAAUAUAAAAUUCAUAUUUAUUUAUUUUUGAUAAAUAGU
This is a messenger RNA of Vicia villosa (hairy vetch), 4847 nucleotides long. RefSeq names its product putative disease resistance protein At3g14460. Gene Ontology annotation, biological process: defense response to other organism. The record is from RefSeq and is a predicted model, not a curated record. NCBI's taxonomy places the organism in Eukaryota, Viridiplantae, Streptophyta, Magnoliopsida, Fabales, Fabaceae. Bases 143 to 3718 code for a protein of 1191 amino acids. Gene Ontology annotation, molecular function: ADP binding. The transcript is spliced from 5 exons.